UGCAUUGUUUAUUAGACUGUUUGCUGCAAGCCCUAACUGAUAUUGUACUUUGAUUUUGGAUAGCCCUUUACUGACGUGUCUGUCUUUUACCCGUUUAUUAAAGACUGCAAAUGGAUCUCUCGACAAGUUCUGAGUCAUCAUUACAACUGAAGUCUUUUGACACAAUCUAUUAUAUUACAAUUACAUUGCAUUACAAUGUAUUGAACACACGUCUAACACUUACUGCCUAUCUUCACUCUUAUCAAAAUUAUAUCUGUGGCACUAGCUUAACUAAGGUCUGUAGACUGUAGAAAUGAAUUGUAAACUGGGACUGUCGUACGUUAUCUGUGACAGCAAUUUAACUGUAAUAUCACGUUGAGGUAUGGAACGCAUAAUUUUUUUCUAAUGUCAAUUUCUAGAAAAGAAGUAUAACAUGUCAAGGUAUAAUAAGGGUAGAUGUGAGAAUAUAAUGUUUAUUUUAAAAUGUGUUUUAUUUAAAUCUAAAAAUAAAUUAAUAAAUUAACAAUUACCUGGACAAGGCUAUUAUAUUCUUCUUUUUUUUGUGAAUAUUUUCUCAUCUUUUGUUUUUGUAAUUUUACUUUCACUCAACCAUGCAAACCAGGAAGCAGCUUCAGAUGUGUGUGAUGUGUUCAAUAGUGAGAAACUCAUCCACUUCCCGCUCUUCAAAAAAUGCAGAUAAUACAGCGGCCUCAUUCAUGAAAUGACUCUUCAGCCCUUUCUGGAAUCUGCUCGACUCCGUGAGAACAGCAGAAACAACAAUCACAACCAACCGGGUGAAGAAGGAUGAAGAAAAAAAGCUGCAAGAAAUCACGCCAGAUCAGGUCGUCCUCCAUCUGCAGCUCCAAGAGAAAGAAACAAGCUAAAAGCAAAAACUGCCUCCAAUCGUCUUCAAGUCAAUCCCGACUUCCUGUUACGUGUGGAUAUAAAGAGGGGUUACUGGAUUUGAAGAAAUAUUAUAAAAGGCAAAAGUGCAUCUUAAGUGAAGACCGCUGGUUUACGCCCACUGAGUUUGAGAGGUUUGGGAGAAAGGAGAAAAACAAAAAGUGGAGGACCAGCAUCCUUUGCAAAGGGAUUACACUCCAGAAACUCAUAGAGGAUGGAUUUCUUUUACCUAAAACCUUUAUGAAAGGCAGGAUUCAUGGUGAAAAGCAGAAGAAAAGGCCAGAGGUUUUGCAGCAGCAGGUAGUGUUAGAAUCAGCUGAGAAGAGUAAUGGCAGUCAAGGAGAGGAUGACGAUGAUAUUGACAUGACCAAGUUCGAAGGUGCGACAUUACCUGUGGCCUGCGGUUCAAACUCUGGUGUCCUACACAAGUGCCGCUUUGCUGGAGAGCGUUGUGGGAGAUGCAUAAGAACAGAGAACUCCUGGUUGACGCCUGAGGGUUUCAUCAAAUUGAACAAGCCAGAUGGAAUAUGGAGGAAAGACAUUGUUUCCAAUGGAGUUCCUCUCGGAAGACUUAUAAAGAAAAAGGUUUUGGAACUACAUACAAUCAACUGUGACUGUGAGAUCUGCCAAGAACUGGAUCAGCACCUCAAUGAUGAUGUGUGUUUUGUGUGCAACUCUGAGGGAAAUCUGGUGUGUUGUGAUGAAUGUCCACGAGCGUUUCAUCACCACUGUCACCUACCAGCUGUGCCUGAAGAUUCAUCUGGCAAGUGGAGCUGCAUAAUUUGUGUGCUGAAGAAUAUGAAAGGUUCCAGUCAAAAGAACCAACAGGAUAUUAUGAGCAGUCCAGUUUCUCAGUACACACAGCACUGCCAGUGUCUGCUGUUACACCUGCUGCGUGAGUGCAUGACUGACCCCUGCACCAAUAUUCCCGGAGGCAGUGAGAACAUUUGUGGUCCCAUGAUGCUGGGCAGAGUCAAACAGAAUUUGGAGAAUAAUAAUUGUCCGACGGUGCAAGUGUUUGUCUCAGAUAUUGAAUAUGUCUUCCACCACUGCACCUCCAAAAGGGAUAAUGACUUCAGCAGAAUGAUGUCUAGACUCAUGGAGCUGCUUGAAACCAUCUUUAAACCUUAACGUUUGUGUGUUUUGUACAGAAAUUACAGGGGGAAUAAAGAGCAAUAUGUAUGCAUCAU
Danio rerio (zebrafish) is the source of this 2072-nucleotide messenger RNA. Lineage: Eukaryota; Metazoa; Chordata; Actinopteri; Cypriniformes; Danionidae. The record is from RefSeq and is a predicted model, not a curated record.